Drosophila persimilis is the source of this 2503-nucleotide messenger RNA. RefSeq names its product SRSF protein kinase 3. The coding region runs from base 248 to 2503 and encodes 751 amino acids. The record is from RefSeq and is a predicted model, not a curated record. The transcript has 3 exons. Gene Ontology annotation, biological process: spliceosomal complex assembly; protein phosphorylation; regulation of mRNA processing. Gene Ontology annotation, molecular function: protein kinase activity; ATP binding. Lineage: Eukaryota; Metazoa; Arthropoda; Insecta; Diptera; Drosophilidae.
CUGGUUCCAAACUUUCAUUGGGGAUUGGGUUUCCCAGUUUUGUUAUUUGCCUACAGGCACUUUCAGCCGCCACAUCAAAACACCACUCUCUAAAGCGGAAAAAAUCAAUGUCUUCAUGCAUAUAAGGAACGAAUAAGACAGGAGGAUCGAUCUUAUUCAACAUUGUAGUGUACUCGUACCGCACGAUUAUUAGCCAGUUCUGGUCGUUCUACCAUCCAUUCAAAGGUGCUCCAGCGGGCCAGCAGACAUGUCAGACGAAGAGGACUUCUGUGACUUCGAACCUGACAACGACGAUUGGAACUGUGGAGCCGUGGAUCAGCCCUCUCCGGCGUCCGACCCCGAGACUGAAGCGACUCUGCGGAAGAGCUCCAGCUCGGUGAAGGAAUCGGACGCACAGAACAGUGAUGAGGAGCUGAGCUUCUGCUCCGAGGAGACCGUGUCCUCCAGCUGCUUGUCCGAAGCCGCGGUGCACCAGGUGGGCCUUGACCAGAACAGUAGCUGCAGUGGCAGCUCGACAACCAAUGGGGUGGACGAGAACGCGAGCGACUACUGCGUGGGGGGCUAUCAUCCGGUGCGAUUGGGCGACCUCUUGAGCCACCGCUACGUGGUGCUGAAGAAGCUCGGCUGGGGCCACUUCUCCAUCGUGUGGCUCUGCUUCGACCUGCAAUCGGAGGUCUACUGUGCCAUCAAGGUGUGCAAAUCGGCGGAACACUUUGCGGGCACGGCGCGCGACGAGAUCACAUUGCUGAAGAAGGUGUCCAAGUACGAGUCGCACGCACUGCGCUCCCACCUGGUCUCGCUCACGGACAACUUCUUUGCGAGCGGACCGAACGGCACGCACCACUGUCUGGUGUUCGAGGUACUCGGGCAGAACCUGCUCUGUCUGAUCCAACGCUCCAACUACCGGGGUAUACCCAACUACAAUGUCCGGCAGAUUGCCCGUCAGGUGCUGGAGGGCCUGGCCUAUCUGCACGGCCAGUGCCGGAUCAUCCACACGGACAUCAAGCCCGAGAAUGUGCUGCUCGAGGCGGACGACCUUAAUGUGCGGAGCAAGGCCGCUGAGGCGGCCAACACCUAUUUGGAGGCCCACACCAGGCAAACUCCGACCCGAAAGCCCCACUGCCGUACCAGCCAUACUGACGACUCUCCAGCGAAUCCCCUCCCUGCUGCCAUGCCGCCCGGCCGUGAGGAAGAGACUCGCUGCAGUGAUGCCAAGCUGACAAAAACGGCCAAGAAGCGGCUUCGGGGACAUAUCAAGCGCACGACCAGCUUCUUCGAGACGCAUCGCCGUUUGCUGCGCCGGCGCGCAGUUGAGGAUCUAAUACAGCUGGCCAGUCGCAGUCUCCUCAGCCCUUCCACCGCCGGCAUGGGUGUGACCGGGAUGCUGCCCUUCAUGCCCUUCAGCUUUGACGGUCUGACGAUCCUCGAGGAGUACGACAUCUUUCACUUGGAGCGCUUCGGUCACUUGGAGAAGGACACCGACGCCGCCGCCUAUGCCAUGAAAUGCUUCCUCCUCGAUUGCGAGUCCUUCGACAGCAGCGAGCCAGUCGAUUUUAGAUCGGCGAAGAAAAAGAACCGUUUGAAAGCAGGCAACCACCAUUAUGCAGCCGCUGAUGCCGUUGACGCCGCGGAUGCCAUGGAGAGGAGCCUGGCCAAGGGAUCGAAAAUGUUGAAGCUUCUCUACAAGAACCCGGUGGCUUUCAUGCGCAUCGUCCAGGAGAAGGUGCUGGAGGCCGAUCGUGCCGCAGAACUGGACCAGCCGAAGGUGGCGCCAGUGACGAACCGCAAGUGGAAGAACGGAAGUGCUCGACAAAAAGGUGGAAAACAGGGGAAACAUCGGUUGUCCGAGACUAAGGUGGAUGCGAAUGGGAAUGUGCGGGACCGCAACAUAGUCGCGCGCCGAGAUCCGGCUCUGUUCCCGUGCAAGUUGUCCGUGAAGCUUGCAGACAUGGGCAAUGCCUGUUGGUUCGACCAUCACUAUACGGACGACAUACAGACCCGGGAGUACCGGGCCGUGGAAGUGAUCCUUGGGGCUGGCUACAACGAAACGGCAGACAUCUGGAGCGCUGCCUGCAUGUUCUGGGAGCUGGCCACCGGCGACUACCUCUUUGAGCCCGGCAAGGCGACCGACUCGGCCACCAGUGACGAGAUGCACGUCGCAAACAUCAUCGAGACGUGCGGCCCCAUUCCCCAGUAUCUCAUUGACCAGGGCAUAUACUCGUCGGAGAUAUUCCAGCCGGAUGGACAGCUGCUCCACAUUACCCAUCUGGAGAAGCGCAACCUGGUCUCCGUCCUAAUCCACGACUACAAGUGGGGGACGAACGCUGCCUGCGAAUUUGUGUCGUUCUUGAAGCCCAUGCUGAACCCUGAUCCACGACGUCGCAUGUCGGCCACCAAGGCGUUGAACGACAGCUGGCUAAUCAUGGAAGACCGCUUGCAGGGUGGUAAAGAUGUCCCGCUGCCCAAACCAUCGAAAAUACCUCGCCUACUCAAGACAAGCUAA